AAUAAUAAUUAUGAACAGCCUGGAGUUCACGUUGCGCCAUAUCCAUAUUGUUUUAGAUGCCCAGUACACCAGGCGACACCUGAUAAAUAUCACCUGAACAAUUGUUGCAAUGACCCAAUUGAUCAAGUAGAACUAUUAUUAAAACAACAAACUGCACCAAAAGAUACCGCAGCAAUAUUGAUAGAAACUGUGUUGGGAGAAGGAGGCUACGUUCCACCACCAAAGAAUUUCUUUCCAAGACUAAAAGAAAUCUGCAAUAAAAAUGACAUCCUGCUUAUUGUUGAUGAAGUUCAAAGUGGAUUUGGUAGGACGGGCAAAAUGUUUGCGAUCGAACAUUAUGGAGUCGAACCAGACGUUAUAGUUAUGGCCAAGGGAAUUGCAACAAUUGCAACAUUAGAGAUCUUUGAAGAAGAAAAACUGUUAGAUAAUGUUAAUGCCAGAUCAUCUCAACUAUUCUCCUUACUCGAUAAAAAACUUAAACCUAUUCUUCCCCAAGAAGUCGGUGUAAACAUUCGUGGUUUAGGGUUGAUGAUUGGCAUAGAAUUUACCGGUGUACCUUAUGGAUUUGCAGCGUCAGUCGCAAAAGAAUCGCUUGAACAGAACUUGAUUAUACUGACCGCAAGUAUUUAUGAAACUUUGAGGCUAAUUCCACCAUUAAACAUUACUGAAGAAGAGAUUGAUGAUGGCGUGGAAAGGCUAUGUAAAGCUUUAAGUGCGGUUGUGGAAAGACUUGUUAAGGAAGGAAAACUUUAG
This is a messenger RNA of Acaulospora colombiana, 753 nucleotides long. The record is from the annotation of a GenBank genome assembly. Lineage: Eukaryota; Fungi; Glomeromycota; Glomeromycetes; Diversisporales; Acaulosporaceae.